UCUGUGAUACUAUGAUUGGGGUCCUGUAUGUACCUCUUUGAUACUAUGUUUGGGGUCCUGUAUGUACUCAUCUCCUCUGUGAUACUAUGAUUGGGGUCCUGUAUGUACAAUGUCGUUAGUGAUACUAUGAUUGAGGUCCUGUUAUCCUGUGCUCCACCCCAGUAAUUGGGGUGAGGGGGGUAUAUAAUGCCCCCUCCCCCUAUGAAUGCUACGCCCCCAUUGGUUGAGCUGAGUGUUUGCAAACAGCCUGUGACAGAGCCCUGUCCCCUGCGCCGUGUGUUGUGUCAGGUUCUCACGGGAUAAAUAGGAAGCAGCGAGUGACGAAUAGGAAGCUGGGGCAGUGACAGCAGAGCAGCGGGGGACAGCGCCCGGGCCCGGUGCACACGUGGAGACGGCUCCGGUGCGGAUCACAAGCUGCAGUGCGAAGAGCAGAGAACAGUGCGGAGCCCGAGAUCCAGGGGGGCAAUGAGGAAUCUACAAGACCCAGGGGAUCACUAAGGAAUCUAAAAGACCCAGGAGAACACAGAGAGACUGCAAGACCCAGGAGAUCACAGACUGCAAGACCCAGGAGAUCACAGAGAGACUGCAAGACCCAGGAGAUCACAGAGAGACUACAAGACCCAGGAGAUCACAGAGAGACUACAAGACCCGGGAGAUCACAGAGAGACUGCAAGACCCAGGAGAUCACAGACUGCAAGACCCAGGAGAUCACAGAGAGACUGCAAGACCCAGGAGAUCACAGAGAGACUGCAAGACCCAGGAGAUCACAGAGAGACUACAAGACCCGGGAGAUCACAGAGAGACUACAAGAUCUAGGGGAUCACACAGGAAUCUCUAAGACCCCGAGGAUCAGAAGGGUCACCAGCAUCUAAGAGAUUGCGGAGUUCUGCAAAACUGACCCCAGGAUUUAGGAGAUCUCUGCCACAGGGACCUCUAGUUCUGGGGUUGAGCACUGGACUUGUUUGCAAACUGUGGAUAAAGCGCCGGGUCUCUGGGGUCUCCGCCGCUUGUUAUUUUGGGAGCCCCUGUUUCUGUACUGUGGAGCCCCCGGGAGGGGAGCUGGACGCUGCGGAUCUGUGUAGUAGGAGGUGAUCGUCAGCUCCGCGGCUCAGCACCAUGGCUCUCCCGGUUAGAUCGUCAGCUCCGCGGCUCAGCACCAUGGCUCUACCGGUUAGAUCGUCAGCUCCGCGGCUCAGCACCAUGGCUCUCCCGGUUAGAUCGUCAGCUCCGCGGCUCAGCACCAUGGCUCUCCCGGUUAGAUCGUCAGCUCCGCGGCUCAGCACCAUGGCUCUCCCGGUUGGAUCGCCAGCUCCGCGGCUCAGCACCAUGGCUCUCCCGGUUAGAUCGCCAGCUCCGCGGCUCAGCACCAUGGCUCUCCCGGUUAGAUCGCCAGCUCCGCGGCUCAGCACCAUGGCUCUCCCGGUUAGAUCGCCAGCUCCGCGGCUCAGCACCAUGGCUCUCCCGGUUAGAUCGCCAGCUCCGCGGCUCAGCACCAUGGCUCUCCCGGUUAGAUCGCCAGCUCCGCGGCUCAGGACUAUGGUUCUUCCGGUUAGAUCGUCAGCUCCGCGGCUCAGUUCCGUGGCUCACCGGGAUAGAUCGUCAGCUCCGCGGCUCAGUUCCGUGGCUCACCGGGAUAGAUCAUCAGCUCCGCGGCUCAGCUCCCCGCUCCUCUUGCUUGCCAUCCUGGUCGUGUCUGCCGCAGGCAGCCCCACAGCAGCUCCCGAUCCUCCUGCCUCCUCCCCGGACACCUGUGCAUCCUGCGGGCUGCGGCCCCCGGAGGACCCCGCUGGGCUGGAGCAGGACUUUUUGGAGGCGGUGAAGCGCCACAUUCUCACCCGGCUACAGAUGCGGGAGCGGCCGAACAUCACCCAUGCUGUGCCCCGGGCCGCCAUGCUGACAGCCCUGAGGAAGCUGCACGCCGGGCGCCUGCGGGAGGACGGGCGCCUGGAGAUCCCCAGCCUGGACGGGCACGGAAUGUCCGGCCCCGACAGCCCCGAGCACGGAGCCACCUCCGAGAUCAUCAGCUUCGCAGAGGCAGAUGAUGCCACAGCUUCCAGAGUCCAACUCACAUUCAUCAUUUCCAAUGAAGGAAACCAGAACUUGUUCGUCUUUCAGUCUAACCUUUGGCUGUACCUCAAGCUUCCUGAAGUCUUGGAAAAGAGCGGAAGACGCAAAAUCCGGAUAAAACUUCAUUUCCAAGAUCCUGCUAACCCGGCCAAAAUGAGCCUGGUGGAGAAGAGAGUGGAUAUCAGAAGGAGUGGUUGGCACACGUUUCCCUUGACUGACACCAUCCAAGCUCUUUUUGAGAAGGGUGAUCGUAGACUUAACUUAGAAGUGCAGUGUGAUGGCUGUGAGGAAUGGUCUGUAAACCCAGUGUAUGUGGAUCCAGGGGAGGAAUCCCACCGCCCAUUUUUGGUGGUUCAUGCUAGACUUGCGGAUAAUAAGCAUCGGAUACGUAAAAGAGGUCUUGAGUGUGAUGGACGUACAAACCUGUGUUGCAGGCAACAGUUUUAUAUUGACUUUCGCCUCAUUGGGUGGAAUGACUGGAUCAUAGCACCAUCGGGUUACUAUGGCAAUUACUGUGAGGGGAGCUGCCCUGCCUACUUGGCUGGCGUACCGGGCUCUGCCUCGUCCUUUCACACCGCAGUGGUGAAUCAGUACAGGAUGAGGGGUCUGAAUCCAGGGACAGUAAACUCCUGUUGUAUUCCAACAAAAUUAAGUACAAUGUCCAUGCUGUACUUCGACGACGAGUACAAUAUUGUCAAGAGGGACGUUCCUAACAUGAUCGUGGAGGAAUGUGGAUGUGCGUGAUUGGAGUGGAUAGACUAUGACCAAUUUCGCCGUACAACCAAUGGGAUAUUGUGUCACAGUGACGCUAGGGGGAGAGAUGACUUGAGACAAGUGCCAGUCUGGAGGCGCCCUAUGGUCUUCACAGGCAUCUUUAAAAACAUGGCUUAUGAGAUUGUCAGCUCAUAUGUCCACUCACUGAGACAUCCGUAACACUGUGACACCAGAGGGAGGAGAAUGCCAAGAGGUUUCCAUAAACCUUAUGGUCAACUGUAACGUGUCAAGGGAUGAAAACUAGCACAUUCCACAACAUCUUUCUUAAGUGACCAACUGAGGAGUUGGGCCUUCCUGGGUAAGGGGGUUCCAGCUUCCUGAGCUUUUUCUGUGACCCUCUUCCAGCACUUGCAGUGAGGAAUGUAUAGUUACAUUGUUGCUGAAUGACGGGCAGCCAAACAUUGGUCUUCCCAUAUUUGCUUCUUUUAUGCAUCUGACUAUGGAUUAACUGCAGAAUACAUGUGUCUGGAAACCAGCAAUGGAGCUGUGGAGCUUUUUCUACUGUAUGUGACUUUAUCUUAUGCACAAGCUGGCGUCUAAAGGAGACAAUGGAAGUGAAUGGAUAUACAGAUAUAUAUACUUAUAAAUAUAUAUAUAUUUAUAUAUUAUUUUUGUAACCCCUUUGAUAAUGCAAUGGCCUGCUAAAUCAUUGUUUUGCAAUUUCAUCUUGCACUGAGGGGUUUAAAAACAGGGAGAAUCCAGAUGAAGGUACAGAUGGAUAUAAAGAUCCCCUAAUGACAGGGUCGGGGCGGGGGGCUCCAGACAACACAGCACUUGCAAACCACUAGGUACCCAUUUCAACAGCAGCACUUGCUCUUCUCACUACCUGUAUUACGGUACUUGACAGUGCACUUAAUUUCACUUAACCCUUUCUAUGCUGCAGGGGCCACUCGCUGCAGCACAGGAGAUUAAAUGUACAGCUACUUAUUUUAACCUCGCCACACAAAUACUCAUGAUGUGACCGCAUGCGACACGUGAUGUUAGAGAGGGGAAGUCCUAGGUGUGCAAAUACUCACAUAUCCCUUUCAUAAGACAAAACAAUUGUUAUAACAGAUCUCGUGGGAAGGUCAGCAGUUCUGCAAGGUAGAAGAUUGUAUAUUUACAUAGUUGAUCAGAAUUUAAAAAAAAAAAAAAGACGAGAGUCUAUCAGGUUCAACCUACCUAUGAGAUCAGUAGCUGAUACAUUGUAUCAUCAGAACCAGGAUUGGUAUAGUAUUAAGGCAAGAGCCAGGAAGCCAAUGAAUCCUAUUGAUGGGGAUUAAAGCCAUCCCUAUAAUGUAUAUACAGUGAUCCCUCAACUUACAAUGGCCUCAACAUACAAUAGUUUCAACAUACAAUGGUCUUUUCUGGACCAUUGUAACUUGAAACCAGACUCAACAUACAAUGCUACGGACAGUCCAGAUCUGUGAAAUGUGUCAAUACCCGGAAGAACCGACCAAUCAGAAUGGACAUUUUACUGGUAAAACCCCUGUAUUACUGAAGUGUAUGAACUGACUGGCUGGUAGCGCCCCCUACAGUACAGGGAGGUAUUACAUGUUCUGUACUCUUUACCUGUAUUACUGAAGUGUAUGCACUGACUGGUGUCUGGUAGCGCCUCCUACAGUACAGGGAGGUAUUACAUGUUCAGUACUCUUUACCUGUAUUACUGAAGUGUAUGCACUGACUGGUGUCUGGUAGUUCCCCCUACAGUACAGGGAGGUAUUACAUGUUCAGUACUCUUUACCUGUGCCAUGGUUAGCUGCUCCUUUUAACACCAGGUGAGGACGGCUCCAUGUUACUUUUUUAGGACAUUGUGUAUUCUGUACAAAACCCUGAAGAAGCUCCUGUCCUCUACAUAGACCAGCAUUUCCCAACCAGGGUGCCUCCAGCUGUUGCAAAACUACAACU
Molecule: messenger RNA, 4728 nt
Organism: Hyla sarda
Lineage: Eukaryota; Metazoa; Chordata; Amphibia; Anura; Hylidae
Gene: INHBB
Product: inhibin subunit beta B
Exons: 2
Coding region: 1117-2811 (564 amino acids)
Biological process (GO): BMP signaling pathway; SMAD protein signal transduction
Cellular component (GO): extracellular region
Molecular function (GO): growth factor activity; cytokine activity
Source: RefSeq, a predicted model, not a curated record